Molecule: messenger RNA, 1284 nt
Organism: Acromyrmex echinatior (Panamanian leafcutter ant)
Lineage: Eukaryota; Metazoa; Arthropoda; Insecta; Hymenoptera; Formicidae
Biological process (GO): regulation of DNA-templated transcription
Cellular component (GO): nucleus
Molecular function (GO): sequence-specific double-stranded DNA binding; DNA-binding transcription factor activity, RNA polymerase II-specific
Source: RefSeq, a predicted model, not a curated record
GAGCAAAGAAAGAACGCAGUGAUUUCAAAGUGGCAUUCUUUGUACCGUUAAAUUCAAAGUAAGAAUUAAACAGAAAGUUAAGUGCGACGAGACAGGUCUCAAUGAUCAUUGGAUUACUUUGUGUCGCGUGUGAACUCCACGGCUUGGACACAACUUGAGCAGUUGUAUUGAUCUUCCGGGGGAUUUUUCAAAGAAAAGAAAAUGUCUCGAAGCUUCCUAGUGGAUUCUUUAAUCGGCAACAACUCGCCGCCGUCGUAUCCGCUACCAUAUUAUGGGAAUCUGCCUAAUUACAUGUUCAGUUUUUUUAAUGUGGGUUUGGGAUACCAACCAAUCAGACCAGUGCCCAGACCACCCACUAUGCCUGUACCAAUCACUCCACCGACGCUGGGUGUUAUGCCGAUACCUAGACAGAGUCCUCCAUCACCUUUAAACAACUUGACAAGUAGACUACCAGACGUUUCAACACCCAGCGAGUCUCCGUCCCGCAAUAGUACCCCGACGCCUCCGCCAAAAUCCCCGAGCUCCAUUAGCAACAGCUCGAAGCGUAUCCGAACCGCGUUCACUAGCACUCAGCUGUUGGAGUUGGAGCGCGAGUUUGCCUCGAACAUGUACCUGUCACGACUACGUCGAAUUGAGAUCGCGACGAAUUUGCGGCUAUCGGAAAAACAGGUAAAGAUAUGGUUUCAGAAUCGCCGUGUGAAAUAUAAGAAGGAAGAUCUACCAUCUGGCCAAAGUCAGAAAUGCUGCUGCCUACGGACUUGUGGUAAACGCAAGGAUAAUUGCAGAGAGGAAUCGCCCGGCCGGAAGUGCGAUCAAGAUGAGGAUGAAAAAAGAUCGAUAAAGAGCGAGAGUGAUGAUGGCAAAUUCAGUCGUGGACUUGCCAUAAGUGAGCGUCUUGAGAGAUCGAUCGCGAAUGAAGACGUCGGUCCCGAAGAGAAGUUUGACUUCUCGAGAAUAAACUCCGUACAGGAAGAUCAGGUACUCGGAUACGAAGCGCGGGAUCUCUCUCGAGGUUGCAAGAGGAGUUUGGGGGCAAAUGAAGAGAACGACAAGAGAAGGAAGAUGGAGACGGUGGCAGAUUAUCAAACUCCGAAUCCGGAGGCGAUUACAACUCCAAUGUUCAGAAGUAUAACAUGCACAAAGCAUACUGUUGAGAGUAUCGUUAACUCAUAAAUUUGAAAAUCUACAUAAAUUUUCGAGGACUGUAAAGUAAUGUAAAGUUCAAACUCUCACGAUACCUUUACAAAUUGAACAAGUAGAUAAAUAAACAGAUAGCACUUUAAG